Manis javanica (Malayan pangolin) is the source of this 3674-nucleotide messenger RNA. RefSeq names its product transmembrane serine protease 7 (gene TMPRSS7). The record is from RefSeq and is a predicted model, not a curated record. Gene Ontology annotation, biological process: proteolysis. Lineage: Eukaryota; Metazoa; Chordata; Mammalia; Pholidota; Manidae. Gene Ontology annotation, molecular function: protein binding; serine-type endopeptidase activity.
CAGCGACCAAUUCUCCAGCGAAAAGGGAAGUGGGUGAGAACUGGCUUUGAGACACCUCUGGAUGUUCACACGCAGAACACCCAAAAAUGGACAAAGCAAUGAGUGGUGUUUCAUCUAAACCAGCUGAUGUGAAUAUAUCCAAUAUCUCAAUUCAGGUGGUUAGUGCCCAAGGGAAGCUGCCUGGGAGACGACCACAGAGAAAACCCAUUGGAAAAUCCAGACCCAAGAAGCAGAUCAAGAAGAAAGCUCCCUUUUGGAAUGUCCAGAGUAAAAUUCUCCUCCUCACAGUGUUUUUAUUCAUCCUGGCCAUCACAGCCUGGACACUCCUGUGGCUCUACAUCAAUAAGACAGAAAGCAAAGAUGCUUUUUACUUCGUUGGGAUGUUUCGCAUCACCAACAUUGAAUUUCAUCCUGAAUACCGACAGAAGGAGUCCAGGGAAUUUCUGACGGUGGCGCAGACUGUGCAGCAAGUGGUAAACCUGGUUUACACAACAUCGGCCUUCUCCAAAUUUUACAAACAGUCUGUCGUUGCUGAUGUCAGCAACAGCAGCAAAGGUGGCCUGCUUAUCCACUUUUGGGUUGUGUUUGUCAUGCCGCAUGCCAAGGGCCAUAUCUUCUGUGAGGACUGUGUGGCUGCCGUCUUGAAGGACUCCAUCCAGACAAACAUAAUAAACCGGACCUCUGUGGGGAGCUUGCAGGGGCUGGCUGUGGACAUGGACUCUGUGGUGCUAAAUGCUGGGCUUCGGUCAGAUUACUCUUCAACCAUAGGAUCUGACAAAGGCUGCUCUCGGCACUUCUAUGCAGAUCACCUGUCUCGCUGCUACCCUCUGGAGAUUUCUGCAACCUCAGGGAGGCUGAUGUGCCACUUCAAGCUGGUGGCCUUGGUGGGCCAUCUGAUUCGUCUCUCCAUAGAGUCUGUCCAGAUUGAGGCUGACAACUGUGUCACGGACUCCCUGGCCAUCUAUGACUCCCUCUUGCCAAUCCACAGCACCGUCCUGUAUAGAAUUUGUGAACCCACAAGAACAUUACUGUCAUUUGUUUCCACAAAUAAUCUCAUGCUGCUGACAUUUAAGGCUCCUCAGAUACAGAGGCUAUCAGGAAUCCGGGCGUACUUCGAGGUCAUUCCAGAACAAAAGUGUGAAAACAAUGUGUUGGUCAAAGAAAUCACUGGCUUUGAAGGGAAAAUUUCAAGUCCAUAUUACCCAAGCUACUAUCCUCCGAAAAGCAAGUGUACCUGGAAAUUUCAGACUCCCCUAUCAACUCUUGGCAUAGCAUUGAAAUUCCACAACUACUCGAUAGCCAAGAAGAGUGUGAAAGGCUGUGAACAUGGAUGGUGGGAAAUUAAUGAGCACAUGUAUUGUGGCUCCUAUGUGGAUCACCAGACCAUUUUCCGAGUGCCCAGCCAUCUUGUUCACAUUCAGCUUCAGUGCAGCUCAAAGCUUUCAGACAAGCCACUCUUGGUGGAAUAUGGCAGUUACAACAUCAGUCAACCCUGUCCUGUUGGAUCUUUUAGAUGCUCCUCGGGUUUGUGUAUCCCUCAGGCCCAGCGAUGUGAUGGAGUAAAUGACUGCUUUGAUGAAAGUGAUGAACUUUUCUGUGUGACUCUUAAACCUACCUGCAAUGCGAGCUCCUUCAGGCAGCACGACCCUCUGGUGUGUGAUGGCUUCAGGGACUGUGAGGAUGGCCAGGACGAGCAGAACUGCACACAGAGCAUUCCAUGCAACAACAGAACUUUUAAGUGUGGCAAUGAUAUUUGCUUUAGGAAACAAAGUGCAAAAUGUGAUGGCGCUGUGGAUUGUCCCGAUGGAAGCGAUGAGGCAGGCUGCAGCUGCGGCGGGAGUUGGCCCGCCCUCCUCCGCGUCACCGGGGGCGCUGACACCCAGGAAGGCGCUUGGCCGUGGCAAGUCAGCCUCCAUUUUCUCGGGUCUGCCUACUGCGGGGCUUCAGUCAUCUCCAGGGAGUGGCUUCUUUCUGCGGCCCACUGCUUCCACGGAAACAGGCUAUCAGACCCCACACCAUGGACUGCUCACCUUGGGAUGUAUGUGCAGGGGAACGCCAAGUUCACCUCCCCGGUGAAAAGAAUUGUGGUCCAUGAGUACUACAACAGUCAGACCUUUGACUAUGAUAUUGCCUUACUACAGCUCAGUGUCGCCUGGCCUGACACUCUGAAACAGCUCAUUCAGCCAAUAUGCAUUCCUCCUGCCGGCCAGAAAGUGCACAGUGGGGAGAGGUGCUGGGUGACCGGCUGGGGGCGCAGGCAUGAAGCAGAUAAUAAAGGCUCCCCAGUUUUGCAGCAAGCAGAGGUAGAGCUCUUCGACCAAACCGUCUGUGUUUCCACCUAUGGAAUCAUCACUUCACGGAUGCUCUGUGCAGGCGUCCUGUCGGGCAAGAGAGAUGCUUGCAGAGGAGAUUCGGGUGGACCUUUAUCUUGUCGAAGAAAAAGUGAUGGAAAAUGGAUUUUGGCUGGCAUUGUUAGCUGGGGACAUGGAUGUGGAAGACCAAACUUUCCUGGUGUUUACACCAGGGUGUCAAACUUUGUUCCCUGGAUUCAUAAAUAUGUGCCUUCUCUUUUGUAAUAGUACAAGUUAGAUUUUUUACUGCUGUUUAUUCUUUAAAAAGAAAUGCAGUAAUUGUCAAUACAAUGAGACAUAAUACUUUUCUUCUGUAAAUUUCAGAUUACAUACAUUGAUAUUAAAUGAAAUACAGAGAAAUUAGUAUGAGUUUUAUUCUGUGAAAAACUGCCUCAAGGAUAUAGCUGUAUUCAUUCUUAAGCAUAAAAGGGUUAUUGAUUCAGGAAUGGAAGAAAUGUAAUGUUAUGAAUUAAGACUGUUAUGAGACUUUAAGUAAGAUAAGAAAUGGGUGAGAUGCUUAGGAAUUCAUACUUUUGUUUAUGUUCCUAUUCAGAGAUAUUUAUAAGGAUUUGGCAAAUCUGGUUUAUUGAAAUAGAAAUUCCAUUUAAAAAAUGCAUGUUUUUCAGUGUUCUAAUUAAAUUAAAUGUACAAAAAUGUCCUCUUCACAAAUGCAGGUAAGCUAAUUCAGUUAUUGACAGAGGAAUCCCUAUAUUGAUGCUUUGCAAUCUAAUUUUGUCUAAAAAAAUCAUAGAUGUCUUCAGCCAUGGAACAUGGUAAUACUGUGUAUAGCGAAACCAAUCAACCAAUCAAGACAACUGACAGUAAUUUUCUAAAACGAUAGAAUGAAGCAUCAUAGAUUGAAAACACUUACACAUAGGACUUAAGGAAAUUGUGGCAAGGCUGGUCAGCAGUUGAAAGACAAGGGAAUUUUUGGAUAAUUGUUUUGAAAGUGAAAAUUUUCAGAAAUAUCAUCACCUGGCUUCUUGUUAUUUUAUAAAACUCCAAUAACCAAGACUCUUUUCUUUUCAGGGCUUUAUAAUAUCGACCAUAAUUGUAAACCUAUAGUUCAUGUCAACAUAUCAUACGUAUUGAUUUAUGUUGUCUGGAUUUAGAGGGUUUCAUACAAUCUCAGAAUAAUCUCUUCUCAGUAUCACCACAUAGGUGAAAAGAGCAGAAAGGAGAAUGAUAUCAUUUGUUUUUCCUGGGACAAGUCAAAGGAGUAAUAACAAUGCUAUUUUUAAUGAAGAUGGUUUUCACUGAUAAGCUAGGUGGAGAAAGACAAGUACCAAGUGACUUCACUCAUUUGUGGAGUAUGAAAGCAAA